Ciona intestinalis (vase tunicate) is the source of this 2625-nucleotide messenger RNA. RefSeq names its product 85/88 kDa calcium-independent phospholipase A2-like. Gene Ontology annotation, molecular function: protein binding; long-chain fatty acyl-CoA hydrolase activity. The record is from RefSeq and is a predicted model, not a curated record. Gene Ontology annotation, biological process: cardiolipin acyl-chain remodeling; positive regulation of ceramide biosynthetic process. Lineage: Eukaryota; Metazoa; Chordata; Ascidiacea; Phlebobranchia; Cionidae. Gene Ontology annotation, cellular component: mitochondrion.
GGCAUAAGUGUAGAGCAUAACUGGAUCAAAAAUGGCGUACUUUCUGGAAAAAAUUACAGGAAUAAUAUCAGAUCCAUAUUCUGUAAAGCAGAUCCCUGAUAUGGGAGAAUACCAGAGAUCAAAUAUGGCCGACUCCCAUGGUAUACUUGCACUACACAAAGUGAACCAAUAUUUUGAUUUGGUUCUGUUCCCUGAUUCUAAAGCAAGCCAGCGAUUAAUUUUCAGGCUGUUCCAUUUACCACUAUCCAAGAAAAAAGAAGCACUUUCUGUGUUCGAGAAAUAUAAAGAAAAAUUGCUGCCUAUUUUACAAUCUACUGAAAAAGAAUUUUCGGUAUCCAUAAUUUCUAAGCUGUGCAACAUGAUUCGAAAUAAUAAUAUUCGCUCGCCAAUGCAUAUAGUGGUGGAAGCAGGGUUAAGUGAUGUUAAAAUGAAAGAGGGCCCAAUGAACCAAUGGUUAAACAGUCAGUCCUGUGAAAAUCAUUCCACACCCUUAAACCUUGCUUGUGAGCUGAAACUUAAACUGGUUGUAGAAAAAUUGGUUGAAGCAGGUGCAGUUCUGAACAAAGCAGAUGAUUAUGGAAAUAAUCCGUUCCAUAUUGCUGUUUUAAUGGAUUUAAAAGAGAUAUUACAGAUUCUGUGCACGGUAGAAUCUGGUGUGGCUUUAAAUACUUUAAAUAAAGAAGAAAUGACACCGUUACAUAUUGCUUGCAGGGCGAAAAAAUUACACCUUUGUAAAAUAUUACUUCAAAAUAAAGCUGAUCCAUUUGUGGUGGGAAAAUUAGGCCUUCCGAUACAUUAUGCUUUAAAGUACAGUUCCAAUGAGAUUGUGGAAUUGUUGCUGAAAGAUUACCCAUCUCUUGUUACAAUGCAAUGUGCCAAACAUGGUGGGUUACCAUUACAUUGGUGCAAGUCUCAAGAUGCGGUUAAUCUUCUUUUGGAGUAUAAGUCGCCAGUUGAGGUCCGGAGCUGGGCUAUGCAUCUUCCACUUCAUGUCAUGGUGAUUAGAGGGAGAUUGGAGGCAGCAGUGGUCCUCAUUCUUGCUGAUGCAGAUGUGAAUGGUAAAGGGCAGAAUGGUAAUACAGCUUUGCACUUGGCUGUGAGCGGGGACCAUGUUAUGCUUGUUAAAAUGCUGCUGCUUUUUGGGGCAAGCUGCCUGCUUGAGAAUGACUUUGGAGAAACACCAGGGCUACUUGCUAUGAGGAGUAUGAAGCAAAAUAAAGAUACUAUCAUGGACAUGUUGUCUUGUAUGGGCGGCCUUCUGCAUAAAACUCCUACGCCUUCUGUGAACAAUAAUAAGGCUACAUUUCAGAAGAGAAAUUCAGAAAAUUUUGAUCGAAAAUUAAAAGUUCUUUGCCUAGAUGGUGGUGGUGUACGCGGCCUUGUACUGUCCCAAAUAUUAAUGGCAAUUGAGCGCGAGACUGGGAAGCAAUGCCGAGAUUUAUUUGACUGGAUAUCAGGUACUAGUACUGGUGGAUUUCUCGCUAUGGCUCUGCUGAUGGGCAAAAGUGCAAUUGAGGCGCAACGACUGUAUUUUCGGUUUAAAGAUAAAGUUUUUGUCGGAUCAAGACCAUACAACUCAGAACCUAUGGAGGAUUUCUUAAAAAAGGAGUUUGGAGAAGACACGACUAUGGAAUCUUUGCAGCAUGGUCCAAGACUGUUGAUCACUGCUGCCUUAGCUGAUCGUAAACCAAUUCAUUUGCAUUUGUUUCGAAACUACAACUUGACUGACCCUAUUUCAAAAAGUUUAAAGACUAAAUCUUUUUCGAAAAAGUUGAGUGAUGCGGAAAUGAAGAAAUUGACAUGUGAUGCGACUUCGUCGCUCAAACAACUGCUUUGGGAGGCCGCAAGAAGCAGUGGUGCAGCACCCACCUAUUUUCGCCCCAUGGGUCCAUAUUUAGAUGGGGGGUUAGUUGCAAAUAACCCAACGCUUGAUACAUUGACAGAAAUACACAAAUAUAACAAGGAGCUUGUUCGAACAGGUGCUGGAGAUUAUAAAAAAAUUGGAUUGGUUUUGUCAAUUGGAACGGGGCAAAUGAAAACAACAACAGCCAGAUCCCUGGAUCUAAACUGGUCAAGCAGCCCAAUAGCCUUGAUGAACACGGCAUUGGCUGGAUCUGAGUUGGCUCAAAUGAUGGUUGAUGUAUGUUGUCAAAGCAAUGAUUAUGUUGUAGAAAGGGCCAAGGCCUGGUGUGAAACUAUGGAUGCAAGUUACUUUAGACUUAACCCAUUUAUGGAAGAUGAGGUACAACUCAAUGAAACAAAUGAUGAAAUACUUCUUAACUUAUUAUGGGAUACACAGGUGUAUCUGCAAGAAAACAAGCAUCUUAUUGAAGAGAUAGUUGCUUUACUUUGAAUUACACUGUCAAACUUUAAUUUUUAUUUCUUACAAAAGUUUCUGUUACGCAUUUCUCUAACCUUUAUUACAUAAUGUUUAAAGUUUAACAACAUAAUCAAACCUCAUUUUUAGUUUAUAUUAAUUACACUUUGUGAUGCAUUUUUAUUUUUCACAGUCCGUCAACUGGAGCUUAUUCAUUUUUAUUUGUUUGUACUUUAUUUAACCACUGUUUUACAAACGUCAAUUCAAUUUUUGGAAAUAUUUCUCUGUUUUGCUGUGUAUGGAAAAUC